AUGGCAUACAAACAUACACACUCAAUAAUACUUCACAUACAUACACUUCUCAUUAUUCAUUAUUAUUAUUAUUCACUUAUUCAUAUUAUUAUUCAUUUAUUCAUAUUAUUAUUCAUUUAUUCAUAUUAUUAUUCAUUUAUUCAUAUUAUUAUUCAUUUAUUCAUAUUAUUAUUCAUUUAUUCAUAUUAUUAUUCAUUUAUUCAUAUUAUUAUUCAUUUAUUCAUAUUAUUAUUCAUUUAUUCAUAUUAUUAUUCAUUUAUUCAUAUUAUUAUUCAUUUAUUCAUAUUAUUAUUCAUUUAUUCAUAUUAUUAUUCACUUAUUCAUAUUAUUCACCUAUUCUUCAAUUCAUUCUUAUUCAUAUUAUUCACCUAUUCUUCAAUUCAUUCUUAUUCAUAUUAUUCACCUAUUCUUCAAUUCAUUCUUAUUCAUAUUAUCUAUUCUCUCUCUACCAUAACUAUUCAUUUUUACUCAAUCCAAGACAUAAUUAUCUAUACACUUUCCACAUUAUAA
Messenger RNA from Schistocerca gregaria, 510 nucleotides. RefSeq lists its product as uncharacterized. Lineage: Eukaryota; Metazoa; Arthropoda; Insecta; Orthoptera; Acrididae. The transcript is spliced from 2 exons. The coding region runs from base 1 to 510 and encodes 169 amino acids. The record is from RefSeq and is a predicted model, not a curated record.